AUGGCUGAGUACAAGCUCGAGGUAACAACAGGUGACAUGCAAUAUGCAGGAACAUGGGAUCACAUAUUUGUCACCUUAUUUGGACAUGAAGGACAGAGCGAGCGAACUGAGUUGGACAACUUGGGUAUCGACUUCAGUACUGGGACGACGGGGACCUACACCAUGAGAACUAGUUUGUCUCUAGGGAAACUUCUGCUGGUCAAGGUGGAGAAAGAUCCCUAUUUUGUUCACUCGGAAGAUGAGUGGUACUGUUCCACCAUAGCCGUGACGACGCCAGAAGGAGAUGCCAUUCUCUUCCCCUGUUACAGAUGGAUCUCCAGGGGAGAGCUGGUGGAGCUGAGAGGAGGGAGAGCCGUGAAGGUUUUUGAGGAGGACCAUCCCCUGUUGAUCAACCACCGGAAAAAAGAGUUAAUGCUUAAAAAGAGCUUGUACCAAUGGGAGAUUACUGACGAAAGCCUACCACACCUCAGUAAUUUCAAACAUAUAUGUGAGCUCCCAGCUGAAGCCCGCCUCUCUUCGUCCAAAACAUCGGAAAUGCUUUAUACAGAAAGAAUAAUGGGCGCUGAACUCAUGUUUAAGGGACUAGUUGGAUCUACGGAACAAUGGGAACACUUUGAAGACAUCAAACAAAUCUUCUGGACCAAAAACACAAAGAUGUCAGAGUAUGUUACAGAGCACUGGAAGGAGGAUGACUUUUAUGGAUCCCAGUUUCUGAACGGAAUCAACCCCAAUGUGAUCAAGCGAUGCUCAGAGCUUCCACCAAACUUUCCAGUCACAGAGAAGAUGGUGAAGCCAUUCCUGGAAGAGGGCUGCUCUCUGCAGGAGGAAAUGAAGAAAGGCAAUAUAUUUCUCUACGACCUCAAGAGGAUGGAUGGACUACCCACUAGGGUGUAUGAUGGUGAAUCUCUGCACGUGACUGCUGGUCUCUGUUUGUUCCACGUGAACCCAGAGAACAAACUGAUGCCAAUCGCAAUACAGCUGCAUCAACAACCUUCUGAGAAGAAUCCCAUCUUUCUGCCCAGUGACCCAGAGAGCGACUGGCUGCUGGCAAAGAUGUUUAUUAAAAAUGCAGAUUUCAUGCUACAUCAGUCAGUCUAUCACCUCAUGAACACUCACUAUCUGGCAGAAAUCUUUACUGUUGCCACUCUCCGGAGCUUCCCAGUGAUUCAUCCCCUCUACAAGCUGCUGAUUCCUCACGUCCGUUACACCCUACAGAUAAAUACAAUGGCCCGCAAUACUAUUUUUGGACCUGAUGGGAUUUUAAACACAAGUUCACUUGGAUAUAAGGGGCUGGUAUCUCUCAUGAGAAGGGCUUUCUCUGACAUGACCUACAGCUCCCUCUGCUUGCCAGAGAACAUCGCUGCACGGGGACUGGAGUCAAUCCCCAACUUCUACUACAGAGAUGAUGGACUGAAGCUGUGGAACAUCAUCAACAGCUUUGUGAAGGCAGUAGUGGAGUACUAUUAUCCCUCAGACAGCGAGGUCCAUAAAGACACUGAGCUGCAGGAAUGGAUCAGUGAGAUAUUCACCCAUGGCUUCUUAGGAAACAAGGCCUCAGGGUUUCCUGCAGCCUUUCAUACUGUAGAGGAAGUGAUCAAGUUCAUCACCAUGGUGAUCUUCACUGCAUCAGCUCAACAUGCAGCAGUAAACAGUGGACAGUUUGACUACUGCUCCUGGGUGCCUAAUAGCUCACUCCUCCUGUGCAAACCUCCUCCGACCACUAAGGGGCAGUCAAGCAUGAAGACAAUUUUGGAGACCCUCCCAAAUGUUGGACAGUCAGUCAGCAUUGUAGCAAUGUUGUGGGUACUUUCAGACCAGUACACUGAUGUGAUUCCCUUGGGUACAUACCCUGAAGAACAGUUCGAUGAGCCUGCGCCAAAGCAGAUGAUUAAGGCAUUUCAAGCAGAGCUGUCCUUUCUCAGUGAAGUAAUUACAGAAAGAAACUCAGAGCUUCAAGUACCCUAUACAUAUCUGAACCCUACUCAGAUAGAGAACAGUAUAACUAUCUAA
Molecule: messenger RNA, 2010 nt
Organism: Xiphias gladius (swordfish)
Lineage: Eukaryota; Metazoa; Chordata; Actinopteri; Istiophoriformes; Xiphiidae
Product: hydroperoxide isomerase ALOXE3
Exons: 14
Coding region: 1-2010 (669 amino acids)
Biological process (GO): linoleic acid metabolic process; lipid oxidation
Molecular function (GO): protein binding; iron ion binding; oxidoreductase activity, acting on single donors with incorporation of molecular oxygen, incorporation of two atoms of oxygen
Source: RefSeq, a predicted model, not a curated record